Erythranthe guttata (spotted monkey flower) is the source of this 1637-nucleotide messenger RNA. Lineage: Eukaryota; Viridiplantae; Streptophyta; Magnoliopsida; Lamiales; Phrymaceae. The record is from RefSeq and is a predicted model, not a curated record.
AAAUCGUGUGUUUCUAAACGGCGGAGUUGACCCGCUUUUAGCCUUGCAGCAGAAUUACAAUGAACAUUUUCCUCCGAUCGUUUCGUCACCGUUAAUUAUUCAUCUUCUCCGUUAUCAAUUCCUAGGUUGCGAUUACUCCUAAAUCUUGUUCCGAUAUUUUACCAAUUACUGUACGCCCUCUCCGGAAGCUGAAAUCAGCGAAGAAUUUCAGCUUUCAUGGUUCGCCAAAUUCAACAAGUUAGGGUUAAUACUAAUCACUGAGAAUUGGGAUUAAAUGGAAAUGGAUGGAAGAAGUUCUUCUUCUGCUGUAAUUGAAGCUGAUUCUGUGUCACUCCAACAGAGCCGCCGCUCCAAAUUCAUACACCAGUUUACUCAACAAAGUCUCCCAGCUUGUAAACCUGUUCUAUCGCCUCCAUUUGUCAUUUCGGUAUUUUUUGUUGUGGGCUUGAUCUUUAUUCCAAUUGGGAUUGUCGCUCUUCACGCUUCGAGAAGUGUUGUUGAAAUUGUGUAUAGAUACGACGGGGAAUGUGUGCCAGAACCAUACAGAAGCAACAAGUUGGCAUAUAUUAAAGAUGAUUCCAUAUCCAAAAAUUGCUCUAAAUCCCUGAAGAUUCCCAAGCACAUGAAAGCUCCAAUAUAUAUCUAUUACCAGCUUGACAACUACUACCAGAACCAUAGACGGUAUGUAAAAAGUCGAAACGAUAAGCAGCUCUUGCAUGGACUAAAGUACCAUGAUGCAAGUUCCUGUCACCCUGAAGAUGCUAACCAUGGCCACCCGAUUGUCCCAUGUGGUCUCAUUGCCUGGAGUUUAUUUAACGACACAUACUCUUUUUCCCGUGGAGUAGUUGACCUAAAAGUCAACCGGAAAAACAUUGCUUGGAAGAGUGACCGUGAACAUAAAUUUGGGAAACAAGUUUACCCCGUCAAUUUUCAAAACGGUACUCUAAUUGGUGGUGCGAAUCUUGAUCCCAACAUUCCUUUGAGUGAUCAAGAGGACCUUAUUGUAUGGAUGCGUACAUCUGCUCUGCCCACUUUCCGGAAAUUGUACGGAAGAAUCGAAGAGGAUUUAGAUGCUGAUGAUGUCAUCUCAGUCAAUCUCUUCAACAAUUACAAUACCUACAGUUUUAGUGGGAGCAAAAAGCUCGUUCUCUCAACAUCUACUUGGCUAGGUGGCCAUAAUGAUUUUCUUGGGAUAGCCUACAUUUCUAUUGGCACUUCUUUAAUAUUUAUCGCCUUUGUCUUCUUGUUGCUUCAUGUCAAUAACCCAAGACCAUAUGGUGAUACAUCAAAUUUGUCUUGGAAUUGGAAGCCCAUUUCGAGUUGAAAGAUGGCAUUUUUCCGAAUUGUUCCUUUCAAUGGAAUGGAGGAUUUAUGGAUGUUUUUCGGUCGAUUAUGCUCUGUUGUUCACUAUUUUAUUGUGUUAUUAUGAAUAGUAGAUCUUCAGAAUAUAUCUCUCACACACACACAUCCAUGUUGGUGUGUGUAUUAUGUAUAGUAGAUCUUUAUGCGGUAUAGUUUCCGUUAAUUUCUGAACUCUUCAAGUUGACGAGAUUAAACACAUGCUACCCAUGUUUUAAUAUUGGAUGCUUCUUGAUGUAUGUAAAUGCUUGUGAUUUUAUAUAUGUUUAUUGGGAAAA